CACUAUCCCUCUCACACUUCUGAGCAGAUCUAACAGAUCCAUCUAACAAACAGGACAAAAUGUGGCUGUCUGUGUUUUCUUUGUGGGGCAGUCUGCUAACAUUAGUGGCGUCUCAGAGCUGUCCGGAUCCAUCUGAACACAGCGCUUCAUGGGUGAGGUUAAAACCUCUAGGGCAGUGCAAGGAUGGGGAAAGUACAUGCCCUUAUAGUAUCUCUCUUCCUCCUCUCACUGUCCAGCUUCCCAAGUCCUUCAGGGAGUUGGAGAAGAUGGCCAGAGAACUGCAAAGCCUGACACGGAUGGUGAACCAGCUCAAAGAGGACUGUCGUGAGUGUAAGGAGAGACAAGGAAUGGAUUGGAACAAACGGACAAAUAAUGAAGAGGAGGAUAGAGAAAGGAUUCAAGCUUCUAGAGGCACUCUCAACACCAAAGGAAGACAGCAGGACAUAGCAAAGAGACAGAGACCAGUUCAAGUGACCAUUUCAACAUCUGCGGUGAAAGACCCUAAAAUUAUCAGCAGUGAUGAAAUGGAAGAAAAUCCAACAGCUUUUGGAAAACAAAGGAAUACCAAACAGGGGAUGAAUGUAAACCCACCAACUACUAAACCAAGGGCUGAGACCAACGAAGGGCCAAAAGGAUCUAAUUCUUCACAAAAAAAUAUGACAAAUAGGAGCAGGUUUGAAGAGGUGCCCUCAGUUACAACCACAAAAAAGACGACUCUACAGUCUCCAAUGGAUACAUUAUAUGAAUCAUCAUUCCCUGGAGAUCUGGACAGUGAACAACCUACACAGCAUGAAAAACAUAAGGCCAGCAAAAUCGAAGUUGGAUAUAAUAUGAACCCUAGUGGAACCCUCACUGCAAAAGGCAAGGUGAAGAGUAUUCCUGAAUACCAGGUGGAUACUAUAGUUACGGAUGAUGAUGAUGAUGAUGAUGAUGACACUGAAGAUGGUUAUGUAGAAACAAAGCAAGUGAAGACACCAAAAAGUGAUACGGUACUGGUGGAAAGACGACUGGUGACGGGUGGCACUGAUGCUCCAAACAACAGAGAACCUGAACCAAACAUGAAACAACUUACCAGAAAACAACAGGAAGAAGAGGGCAAAAAAGGACAUUCAAGACCUAGCACAGCUGACACAAUCAGAGGACAAAAGAAGUUAUCAUCUCCCAUCACAGACAAAGCUAGUGCCUCAGUUAAUGUAAGUCAAAUUAAUUCACAAACACUGGAAAUCAAAUCUAAAUAUGGAUUUAAACCUGAUACGAACGCAGAUUCAGAGAAAGAUGCUGGAAUGAAUUUAAACCCAGUUUAUAAUGUUGAUACAAUUAGUGGAGUUAAGAAUUCAAGAAAACCCACCUUACGGAGAACUAAUGUCACAGCUCAUGUUAAGCCAAAAAAUCCCAAAAUACAGAAAACUAACUUUCAGACCCUAUUCAAACCUAGAUCGGAUGCAGAAGGUAAUACUGGAGUAAUGCUGAACAAUUCAGGAUUACCCAUCUCAGUCAUAACUGAUGACAUAGUUGAUGUAAGUCUACCAAAUCCACAAAUCCUAGACAAUAACAAUCAAUUCGAAGCAGACACAGAUUCAGAGAGUGAUACUGGAAUUGCAGUUAAUAACAGUGAGACAGUCACUGGACUAAAAAAUUCAAGAUCACCCAUCUCAGACAGCGCUAAUAGCAUAGCUUAUGUAGCUCCAGAUGGUUCAAAAAGACAGAGUAGUAACUCUCAAUCCUCCUUAAAAUAUAGCAAAUAUGAAGAACAUGACACUGGAAUGAACUCAAAUCCAGUCAAAAAUAUUAAGACAGUAAGUGGACAAGAUGUGUUACAAUCACCCAUUUCUGGCACAGAUGAUGGCAUAGUUAAUGUAAGUCCAACAACUACACAAAUAGUAGAGAGUAGAAAACAAUCGAGAACUCACACAGAUUCAGAGACUGAUGCUGUAAUGUUUUCAAAGCCAGUUAAUAACGAUACAGUGAGUGGGCUAAAGAAUUCAACAUUACUCAUCUCACAUAGAAUUAAUGCGACGGUUGAUCUAAAUCUAAUAAAUCCAAAAACACAGUCCAGUUACUCUCAAACCUCAUUCAAAUCUAGUACAGAUGCCGAGCAUCAUAUGAAUUCAAAUCCAGUCAACAAACUAAAUAAUUCGAGAUCGCCCACCCCAGGCAUAACUGAUGGCACAGUUGAUGUAAGUCCAACCAAUCCACAAAUAAUGCACAGCAAAAACCAGGUCAAAGCUGGCUCGGGUUCAGGGAGUGAUGCUAGAGUGGGUUCACACCCAGUAAAUAAUUCUGAGACAAUCCGUGGACAAGAGAUGUCAAGAUCUGACGCUAUAGGUGAUGUAGGUCUAACAUAUCACAGCAAAAGUAAGUUUAAAGCUGGUGCAGAUUCAGAGAGUUAUGCUGUAAGUGACCUAUACACAGUCCAUAAUGUCGCUACAGAUAGUGGAUCAAAGAAUUCAGGGUCAUCCAUCUCAGACAUAACAGAUGCAAGUGAAGUAAAUCAAACAUAUACAGUAACACUGGAUGGUACUUUUACAAAUCAACUACAACCUGGGACAGAUAAGGAGAGGAAGCCUGAAAUAGAUUCAAACCCCCUUAUUAAAGUUGAUACAAAGAAGUCUUAUCCUUAUCAAAAUCACUCGACUGAUGAGACAUCAGAAAUACACAUCUCUGAUUCCAGACUUAAUGUAAAUGAUACAAAUCCCCGUCUGUAUAGUAAUGAUCACCUACCCAAAAGACAGCUCCUGCCAAAAUCAAAACUUAACAUGACACAAUCCAGGAAUGGACAGAUUAAGAGUUCAAACCCAGGGAGUAUAGAUUCUGAAAGACAAAAGACAUUAAGGAACAACAAAACUACAGCUUUGAGAAAGUAUGCGAUAACAAGUGGCAGGCACCUGCCCACUGGACUUCUUCCUAGGAGGCCAGAGAAGCAGAAAGACAUCACAAAUCAACCAGAAAGAACCAAUCCUGGAAUGAGCCCAAGUAAGGAUCCUAGACGUAGAAAACCAUAUAUUUGGCAAAGAAGACCAGUCAAUGAAAGUAAAGCAUUCGGUUCGAGUGACCCAAAAUACACAAGUGGGCAGGGUAAUUAUACAACACGUAUUGUGAAAACGCGUGUUUAUUCUGAAACUGUAUCCAGCCAUAAUAAUGUGUUAAAUAGUACAGCUCAUAUAAAAAGUGCAAAAACUGCCCCUGCAGUCGAAGUAUUAGACAUGGUUAAUCGCCAGAGUGAAAGCACCUCUCAAACUGCUGUGACCGAACAUGAAAAACUGGGUGGAAGUUCACAACAGGAUCUUGUUUUGGACAUAGUAAAUAACAUUGGAAGGGACUCACAACCACCUGUUUUGGAAGAGACAAAAGGCAACAACAGAAGAACAGCAGAAACCCCAUUUAAAUCUAGCAGUGUACAGACCAACCAGGAAAAACAUAAAAAAACACUCAGAGAAGGAGGCACUCGAAUUCCUGAUGGGAUGAUACCUUUAACUGUGGCAAGGCAUGAUAGGAAUGAGUUAAACUAUCCAACAACUACAACCACCUCAUACACAAUGAAAACAGAGUUUAAGGACAAACACAGCACAAUGUCUCAGUUUACUCCUCCUAUUAUAACAACACCACAUUUUAUGGAUCAAGACCAUGCAGAAAAAGCCAAAACCACUUCUAGAGUUAAAGUGUCGAAUAAACAUGUUCAUCACAGACUCAAAAACCCCGGCCAGGAAAUGGAGUCCAAAAAAUCUCAUAGUGACACUGGAAACAAAGAAUUGCAGAAUGCGAGAAAUGGUCAAGAAUCCAGUGAGUCAAUAGUUUUGAGACCCAACUUCUCAGACAGCAACCAAAAUGGAACAGCUGGCUCAACAGGUAUCAUUAUGGACUUAGUCAAGUCAAUUGCCGGCUCAAAGGUGUCAACAAUAUCUACAGAAAGCACCGAUGAAAACAGAGCAAGAGACUCUGACUCAGUAAAGGGCAAUAACGGAGGACAUUCAGUUGAUACAAAUAAUGGGAAAUCUUACCCAGUUGCUGUAGACAUAAUAACAGGGGAAACCUUAUACAAAAUCCCAGAUGGGCAAACCAACAGUGGAGAUAACAAGAAACCACUUACUGUUAACAACGUGAAUGAAAGACAGGGCUUGGAAAAGCAGCUGCUCAGCAACUGUCAUGGUGAUUGUGAUCUCAGUCCAACUCCUUGGUCAGAACGCAACAGCCAUGAAUCAUUAAACAAUGACAGAGAUAAAUCUUCCCAAGACUGUUCUGACUUCAUCAUGAGAAACCCAACAAGUGGCAUCUACAAUGUGACACCAACCAUAUCAGGCAACAGGACUUUUCCUGUCUUCUGUGACAUGAAGUCCUCUGGUGGAGGUUGGACUUUAAUUCAGCAUCGCUUUGAUGGGAGCAUCAGCUUCAAUCGUACAUGGAAUGACUAUAAGAACGGUUUUGGUAACUUAAAGGGUGAGUUCUGGCUAGGUAAUGAAAAGAUCCAUUGGCUGACAUCAACUAAAGCCAUGGUACUGCGCAUUGAAUUUGAGGAUCUAGAUGGGAUAAAGGACUAUGCCCAGUACGACCACUUUCAUGUGGCCAAUGAAAGCCAGUACUACAGGUUGAUGAUAGAAGGAUACUCAGGCACAGCCGGAGAUGCUAUGCGGUACAGCAAAAUGUUCAACCACAACGGAAAGAACUUCACCACUCCAGAUAGAGACAAUGAUCAAUACACCUCAGGAAACUGUGGCGCCUACUACAGCUCUGGAUGGUGGUUUGAUGCAUGCAUGGCUGCAAACCUAAACGGGAAGUAUUAUGAGACAAGAUAUAAAGGAGUGCGAAAUGGCAUCUUUUGGGGCACAUGGCAUAAUAUUUCCAGUGAGUCCUAUCUAACCCAUGACCGGCAAUCUUUUAAGACUGUUAGAAUGAUGAUCAGACCGAGGACAGGGCUUUUGAUGGACUAGUUGAUGUUGAUGUUGAGAAAAUCAAAAGGACAGCUGUUUCCCUGCCACUUUGAGAAAGAAGUUGUCCAUGCACUAGAUGUGCUUGGAUAAUUCUUGGAGAAAAUUCCUCUUUCUCUUUUAACAGAUUGUUGUGCACUAUUUUAAUAUUAUCUAGUUCUAGGACAUUAAGACAACGGUUUACAAUUUGGUCCAUUUUAUUUUUUUGAUGCAGAGGGCCAGAGCAGAUAUAGAGUAAAUAUUUAUUAAGGGGACUUUAUAGUUAUAUUUACUUACUGGUGAAUUAAAUGAUUGAAGACAGUAGUAAAGUAGAAGGUAGUAAAUGUGAGGUGUAUAUGUGAACAAGUUAGAAAUUGUGUCCUGUGUCCAAAAGAUAUCUAAAAGAUGUUGUUUUAUUUAAAGCAAAACCACCCUCCUAUCUGACAUUUCUCUGGAUUGUUGGAAUAAAUAUAUUUUUCUGUGCAUUAGAGUGAAAAAUAAAACCCUACAGGAAACAGAACCAAAUGUUCCUAAAUGUAAAAUAAAAGGGAUUAUCAUAUUUUAAGACAAUGUUUUAAAAUACAAGAAUCUGUUGAGGAGCAUAAACAGUGUUGAAUGAACGAAUUAAUGUUGUUUAUAUAAUACAUCCAAUUACUAAAUGUAUAAUGUUAAUUGAUGAUUUUCUUCUAUCUCAUUGAAUAUAAGCUCUUUAUUUACAUGUUUUAUUUCUGAAAUCAUAUUUCUUCUAAGCUAACCAUUGUAAAUGUAUGUAAUGGGUUGAACAUGUUUUAUUAAUACGUGUCGACAUUAAAGCUUUUCUAUGACUAUAUCAGGGAUGGUAUAAUGUACAAUGAAGUCAUUUUCAAAUAAAAAAAGAUAAACACACCAAA
Messenger RNA from Tachysurus fulvidraco (yellow catfish), 5791 nucleotides. It is a transcript of the gene fgl2b, whose product is annotated as fibrinogen-like 2b. The transcript has 2 exons. The record is from RefSeq and is a predicted model, not a curated record. Lineage: Eukaryota; Metazoa; Chordata; Actinopteri; Siluriformes; Bagridae. Bases 60 to 4925 code for a protein of 1621 amino acids.